Messenger RNA from Drosophila grimshawi, 623 nucleotides. RefSeq names its product pupal cuticle protein (gene Pcp). Gene Ontology annotation, molecular function: structural constituent of chitin-based larval cuticle. The record is from RefSeq and is a predicted model, not a curated record. NCBI's taxonomy places the organism in Eukaryota, Metazoa, Arthropoda, Insecta, Diptera, Drosophilidae. Gene Ontology annotation, cellular component: chitin-based extracellular matrix. The transcript is spliced from 2 exons.
AUGGAAUGCAAGACGAUAAGUGUGCUCAAGAUCAGCGACUAUACAGUUUACAUAUUUUUUUUUUUGUAGAUACAAUUCUUAGGCGCUGUCACCGUGAUCCAGGCUGGUCUUUAUGUACCCGAUUCGGAUCGAAAUACGCAAAUACUGAAAAAGGAGGUGGAUGUGGCUCCAAAUGGAAACUUUAACUAUGAAUAUGAGACGUCCAAUGGCAUUGCUGAGCAACGGUCGGGAAUGGAAGGCGCCACGGUUCAGGGUGGUUCCAGUUACACCUCACCCGAAGGCAUUCCCAUCAGCAUCAGCUAUGUGGCCGAUGAGUUUGGCUACUAUCCCGUUGGCGAUCACAUACCCAAGGUGCCCGAUUACAUAUUGAAAUCAUUGGAGUACAUACGGAAUCAUCCCUAUCAGAUAAAGGAUUACUACACGGGCGAACUUAGAACCGUCGAUCAUAAUGCAAAGGCCUUUGAGGUCUACUCUCGACCCAGCACCACAUCCGAAGUGGUGCACCGCAGCUGAGUGCGUUUGUGGAGUGGAGUUUAGUGGGGCAAGGGGGUUAAAGUUAAGGCAACAGCAACUGUGAAUUUUGAUCUGAACAAUUAAUUAAGCCACAAUAAAUAGAAGUGUUA